Oryza sativa Japonica Group (Japanese rice) is the source of this 2333-nucleotide messenger RNA. RefSeq names its product probable methyltransferase PMT7. NCBI's taxonomy places the organism in Eukaryota, Viridiplantae, Streptophyta, Magnoliopsida, Poales, Poaceae. Gene Ontology annotation, molecular function: methyltransferase activity. Gene Ontology annotation, cellular component: cytoplasm; trans-Golgi network; endosome. The record is from RefSeq and is a predicted model, not a curated record.
UCAACUUGCCGCGGGGGGAGAGUGUCAGUGACUCAGUAGAGAGAGAGGGGGGCAGCGGAAGAAUGGGGCGGUGGUGGCCGCCGACGUCGGCGGCGGCCGCGACGGCGGAGCCGCGGUCGGUGCAGCUGCUGCUGCUGGGCGUCGCCCUCGUCGCUGCCUCCUUCUACGCCGGCACCGUCUUCCGCUCCCCCUCCGCCCCCGCGCUCUUACUGCCCCCAUCCGCCUCCCGAUCGCCCGAUCCUUCCAGAACCCCAGGUGCUCCAAAGUUUACAAACAGAGUCUCUCUUUCUUAUCGAACAAAACCAAUCUCAGUUCCAGAUUAUGGAGUUGAUGUUUGUCCUUUGAAAUACAACGAGUAUAUUCCCUGUCACGACGCAUCCUAUAUAAGCCAAUUAAAGAAACUGGAUAGAUCUAGGCAUGAGGAUCUUGAAAGUAUUUGCCCACCACAAGAGAAACGCUUGUUCUGUUUGGUGCCCCCACCAAAUGACUACAAGAUACCUAUAAGAUGGCCAACAAGUCGGGACUAUGUUUGGCGUAGUAACGUCAACCAUUCACGCCUUGCUGAGGUAAAAGGAGGACAGAACUGGGUGCACGAGAAGGGUAAGCUUUGGUGGUUUCCUGGAGGUGGUACUCACUUCAAGCAUGGUGCAUCAGAGUAUAUAGAGAGGCUAGGGAAUAUGACAACAAACAGUACUGGUGAUCUCCGCUCGGCAGGAGUGGUCCAAGUUUUGGAUGUUGGAUGUGGUGUUGCGAGCUUUUCUGCUUACCUUCUUCCCCUAGACAUUCAUACUAUGUCAUUUGCUCCAAAAGAUGGCCAUGAGAAUCAAAUCCAGUUUGCUCUAGAACGUGGGAUUGGUGCAAUGAUCUCUGUGUUGGCCACCAAGCAAUUACCUUAUCCUGAAAAUGCAUUUGAAAUGGUUCAUUGUUCCCGUUGUCGUGUUGACUGGCAUGAAAAUGAUGGAAUAUUGCUGAAAGAGGUAGAUCGUCUUCUGCGGCCCAAUGGAUAUUUUGUAUACUCUGCUCCACCAGCUUAUAGAAAAGAUAAGGACUUUCCUGUUAUCUGGGAGAAGUUAAUGAAUAUAACAACAUCAAUGUGCUGGAAGCUUAUUGCUAAACAUGUUCAGACCGCCAUAUGGAUCAAGCCUGAAGAUCAAUCCUGCCGACAGAAAAAUGCUGAUACGAAACUACUGAAUAUCUGUGACUCGUAUGAUAAUUCUCCACCUUCAUGGAAAAUUCCAUUGAUGAACUGUGUGAGAUUGAACAAAGACCAGUCAAAUAUGCAGAAACUGCCUUCCAGACCUGACCGCCUAUCAUUUUAUUCCAGGAGUUUGGAGAUGAUAGGAGUUACUCCAGAGAAGUUCGCAAAGAAUAACAAGUUCUGGAGGGACCAGGUUAGCAUGUAUUGGUCAUUUCUUGGUGUUGAGAAGACUAGCAUCCGAAAUGUCAUGGACAUGAAUGCUAAUAUUGGUGGAUUUGCUGUGGCACUAAGCAAUGAUCCUGUCUGGAUUAUGAAUGUAGUACCCCAUACAAUGAGCAACACAUUGCCUGUUAUCUAUGAUCGUGGGUUAAUCGGUUCUUACCAUGACUGGUGCGAGCCAUUCUCAACAUAUCCUAGGACAUAUGAUUUGCUGCAUGCUUUCCACAUCUUUUCUCAUUACCAAAGUCGGAAGGAAGACUGUUCAUUGGAAGAUAUCAUGCUAGAAAUGGACCGUAUCAUUCGCCCCGAGGGUUUUAUCAUUAUUAGAGAUGAGAAUGCCAUCUUGUCAGGAAUCAAUGAUCUUGCACCAAAGUUCCUUUGGGAUGUCACCACACAUAUGUUGGAAAAUGAGGAAAGCAAGCCGGAGAAAGUCUUGGUUUGCAGGAAGAAAUUCUGGUCCAUCGUUUGAGUGAGCGGAUACUAUUCAGGCCAGUUCUUUCCAGAUGAGUGUCCUAUUAUUGAAAAAGCAGAUGUCAUUCGGCAAAAGGAACACAGAAAAAUACAUGGAAAAGAAAAGAGGACAACACCGGGUUUCCUUCAGCAACUAUUUAGAUUCGUAUUUCAGUGCUUGAGUAUAUGUCGAUUUUUCUGACUUUAAAAAGGGCAGACCAAAGGUGUAAAGAUGCAAGAUGACUUUUUCACUUGUUUGAUGACGAUGCUAGUAUGUGUUAUGUACUUUCUAAUUUCUAACUAGUCUAAGUUAACCUAGGUGUUUUAGCAAAAUUUUGCUGGUGUUUCUGUUCUUGUAUGGGAGCACAUGUGGUACUACUACGACUGAACGGCAUGAAGGCUAAAUUUACAGUGGACUUUGAGGGAUAAUUAUUUCAUUAUCUGUUUAAUUUGAUUUAUUAUCCUA